GAGGAACGAUCAGCAUGAAAUAACCUCAGCAUUUCAGAUCCACAACAGGCACAGAGCUGUACUUCUAUACGACAAGCUACACAAGGAGCUUCUCCCUCAUGAAGGUGUGAAAUUGACCUGCUACAGAAGUGAACACAUUGUGGGUUAUAAACAGAAGGAAAGUACACAGUCAUGGAUUCUGCUUCUCCGUAAUCCUGCACAUGUGAUGACAAUGAGACAAGGGAAGAACAGCACUGAGUGAUACUGAAAAGACACAGAGGUUGCGUAGUCACGGGAAACUGGAAUGUUGCAAAGCUUCCUCUGAGGCUCUAUAGCAACAUUCACAAACAAAGGCAGACAAGGGGCAGUUUGAAUGGAGUUUGUGGAGGGGUGGGUUUCCCUCCUCUGUCUCUUCCUGCUGUGCCCAUGUCAGUAUGUGUGUGUGUCGGUGUACUUCUCGAACCCGCGGCCGCUGUACGUGGCUCUGGGGCAGCGGCUGGUUCUGGAGGCCCGUGUCAUCCGUACCACAGAGGAGCAGAUCCUGUCAGUGAUGUGGGAGAGAGAGGAGGAGGGCGGGUCAGUUCAGAGAAAGGUCAGAGUGGCUGAGUUCCCUGGCACACCCAGCAAUCUCCGUGUGACAACCGAACAGGAGGGGGCAACACUGAGCAUAACGGACUUCCACAAGGAGGACUACGGCCUCUACACCAUCACCAUCACUGACCUACAAGGGAACCAGAGGUCUGCCGGCCGAGUGGUGAGACAGAGCGAAAGGGCACCCAAAGCAUCCAUCUCCCUUCUCUGUGACGUCCCCCGUGGCAUGGAGCAGUGGGACAGUCCGGAGUUCCUGUGGCUGGUGGACGGAGAGGAGGUGUCAAACCAAACCGCCAAUCUCUCCGCAGACGGCAGGAAGCUCUUCCCCCCCGGGACCUGCAGGCGGAACUACACCUGCAUCGUGAGCAGCAGCCUGGGGAGCAGCUCAGUCCAGUACAUCACAGACUGUCCCGAAGAGCCAAAGACGCAGAACAGGUGCCAUGCAUGCAUUGCAGUAGCUGUUAUCUGCUCUUGUCUCAUUCUGAUUCUGCUGUGUAUAUGGAGACGCAACCUUCUGCAGCGGCUCUGUCCCGCCAACUGACCUGGGAGCAGCGGCGAUCUCUGACCGCUGCAAUCAACCUGGGGACUCAUCGCUGAAUAAGCACCAUGAUCACCAUCAUCACGAUCAUCAUGAUCGUGGUGAUGUGACUCACCUGCCAGAGCCUGGAAUGGAUGUGUUCACUAGACGUUUUUCUUACAAAAUCAUGCUGUAUGUUUCUUCCAGGCCUGGUAGCAUGAGAGAACCCCUGUGAAGAUUACUGCAAAAACAGACAUAAUUUCCAUGAUCACAUUAUCUAUAACAAUAUUGAUAACAUCAACAUUGUAUUAUUAUUCUUAUUUAUUUCAUUUAUGUUUUGUUGUGGUUAUAUAGUGCUUGAAUAAACCGAAGGAUUGGUCUCUUUUACAGUAAGGUCACU
Messenger RNA from Megalops cyprinoides (Indo-Pacific tarpon), 1487 nucleotides. RefSeq lists its product as uncharacterized. The record is from RefSeq and is a predicted model, not a curated record. Lineage: Eukaryota; Metazoa; Chordata; Actinopteri; Elopiformes; Megalopidae. The transcript is spliced from 6 exons. Bases 353 to 1111 code for a protein of 252 amino acids.